Pseudovirgaria hyperparasitica is the source of this 1893-nucleotide messenger RNA. RefSeq lists its product as uncharacterized. Gene Ontology annotation, biological process: G protein-coupled receptor signaling pathway; cell surface receptor signaling pathway. Gene Ontology annotation, cellular component: membrane. Gene Ontology annotation, molecular function: G protein-coupled receptor activity. The record is from RefSeq and is a predicted model, not a curated record. The transcript is spliced from 7 exons. Lineage: Eukaryota; Fungi; Ascomycota; Dothideomycetes; Acrospermales; Acrospermaceae. Bases 1 to 1893 code for a protein of 630 amino acids.
AUGGCAAACAACACCGCACUCCAGGGACUAUGUCCUGCUCCGUUUAUGCAGUCGAUCAAUUUUAACAGUGGUGGAUACGUUGACGGGAGGUUCUGUGCUUCUCUAGACGACGCAGGCACCAUACAAUGCUGCCUGCCCUGCCCGGCUACAGACUAUCUGUACCCAGAAACAUUUUCAAUUGCGCACAAGGUUGCCGAGGCGCUCAGUGUUGCCGGUGUGGUCUUUUGCGUCUUUCUGCUGGCCUCGUUCAUCGUGCUUCCGGCGGAGAAGACUCGCCGGCACUAUCUUAGCUAUGGGCUGGUUAUCGGUGUGCUACUACUAUCCCUCGGGUUCGUCAUCCCCCUGGGACAUCGGCCGGAGCAAUGCUUCGACGAGAUCACGCCAAACGACAUGUAUAGCAGUCUGACAUGUGCCUUUUCGGGCGCGUUUGUCGUGUCUGGAGGCGUUGCCAUUACAGUGUGGAUCUUCAUUCGAGCGCUGUCGAUGCAUCUGCAGAUCUGCUGGGACGUCAUGCCCGGCAGGAAGUUCUUCUACGCCGCGCAGGCAUUGGGAUGGGGCCUCAUUGCCGUCAUCUUCACCGUCACAAUCACAAUAACCGGCGUGUCUUUCCGCUUCGGCGAGGUGUGCCAUGUCAACUCCAUCCACUCCAUGGCAGACUUCUGGGGCCCACUGCUGGGCAUCGCAGGCUUGUCCAUGCUCACCCAGACCGCCACAUUCAUAUACUGCAUCAACGUCUACCUGAGAAACAUGUGGAGCGACGACGACGACGACAAGGCCGGCACGCAGAGCAGCGCCAGCGGUCUGCCCUCCUACACAACCAGCGUGCGCACCCGCUCCGCCCGCGCCGUCUACCGCCGCGUCAGCAAGGUCGUCCUGCUGCAGUGGCGCGGCAUCCUCAUCGUCGUCUUCGUCCUCGUCGACGUCAUCUUCUUCGCCACCGUCUUCGUCUUCAUCGACACCGCCGAGCGGACCCUGCUCAGCGACCUCGAGGCCCUGAUCCCGUGGGUGUCGUGUCUGACGCAGAAUCCGGAUAAUCGCGAGCGCUGCUUCGCGCUCGGCCAGUCGCUGUUUAUCGACUUGCCCACUGUCAUUGCGCUGCUUCUCCUUCUUUCUCUCGUCGGCCUGCAAUGCUUCCUCCUCCUCGCCCGCGCCUCCAUGUUCUCCGCCUGGCUGGCAUUCUUCCGCCGCCACACCACCUCCGCCGCAAAGCGCGAAUUCGUCUCUCUCGACGCCGCCCGCCACCGCUCUACCUCCGCAUCCAUGUACAAAUCCACAGCAUCACAUAACAACCCGCACGCCUUUGAACUGCUCAAGGUCGCCCACCACCCCGGGCCUAAUGCAGCGGUGAUGAGCAGUAAUAAGGUGGCGACGAGGGAGUGGUUUUCGGGGGUUGAUGGGGAUGCAAAGUACAGCUCGAACGACGACAUAUAUAUACACGACGAUGAUGAUGUAAGCACGGCACAUACCAGAUCGCCAAUGGAUGCGGAUGAAGAUGCUGUGGAUGUGGCUGUGGCUGUAGCUGUGCCAGCGCAUACGUACCACAGCCCGCUAUCAUCAUCUCCAUCCUCUCCACCUCUUUCGCCAUCGCUGCCGCAAUCACCUUCGUCGCCAUCCUUACGACCAUCCUUACAACAACAACAACCAUCGUUAUCAUCAUCAUCAUCAUCACCACCACUACGGCAAGCACAGCCGCAGUUACAUAACUUUUCGAAACCCAGACCUUCUAUCACUACUACCUACCAUCAACAACAACAACAACACCAAAAUCAACAACAACAACAACAAUACCAACAACACCAACAACAACAUAAUCGUGUAAACAGUACUAAUUGGGAUCCGCGCUCUACGCUGGCGCGCGGUGGGCUGGGCCUGCAUCCGCCUACGUCGCCCUGA